Messenger RNA from Fomitopsis serialis, 6690 nucleotides. RefSeq lists its product as uncharacterized. NCBI's taxonomy places the organism in Eukaryota, Fungi, Basidiomycota, Agaricomycetes, Polyporales, Fomitopsidaceae. The transcript is spliced from 22 exons. Bases 1 to 6690 code for a protein of 2229 amino acids. The record is from RefSeq and is a predicted model, not a curated record.
AUGACCACACCUGUUCUCCGCGUCGACACAAGCGUCGUAGACGCAAGGAGAGACGGUGCACCCUUCUCACCGGGCCUGGGCACGCCUACCAGCGCAAGGGAUCGCGCGCGGAGUCUGUCUCAGUCUGUCCUCCCAGCUCUUCGCAUCUCCGUCUCUCCCACCGUCGAGAAUGUCCCGUCUUCUGGCAGUAGCAGGGCUCGCAAUGAAUCCCGCAAACUACUCGCGCAUAUCUUGUCGCAGUUGCAGAACAGGCCUCUCCCUCCCUCCAGUUUGCAGACGAUACAGAAUGUCGUCACGCAGACGGAGAAAGGAAUAGGGGCUGUUGUCCAGUCCGUCAAAGGUGCUGUCAAGCACAGGCGUACCAGGUCCGAAGCGAAGGCUCUCAAGGGCAUGCAAGCCGACGACAGCGACAGCGACUUGGAGGACGACGCCGUGUUCACAACCGACACUACGUUCGACUUGAUGAGCCAGCUCAAGGACGUCUUGAUCAUAUCUACCGCACAGAAAGACUCUAUGCGCAACAGGCGUAGCGUGGGACGAAGAUCCUCCAACGGCUCGCGCCCUUCUUCCACGACCAUUACGGGCACGCGAAGCACAACGCACCUCUUAUCCCAGUGUAUUGCGAUAUUGGCCUCCGUGGUCGCUGAGGAUUGUCGUUUCCGAAUAGCCUCGCCUCGUCCUUCUAGGCCUCCAAACGCUCUGCAGUCCGUCAGCUUAGAUGUAGCGCAAUUCCUCAUUCAUUCACAUCGGCAUGACCCGAGCAUACUGUCGCAGGUCGCGUUCGCAAUUAUCCCUGCCUUUCAUACAUUCGACCCAGUCAUGCAUGCGCGCCUUCUGGCUUUCUUCGACGAAGGAUUAAUAGGUCCUACGGUCGAUCAUUUCAAUCGACUGAGGAGCUCCCUCAGCGCCACGCCAGCAGAUACCUCAUUCGGAGGCUCAAGUCAGGGUGACCCUCCGAUGGUUUCUAUCAUGGUCGAGCAAGCAGACGACGGUAGCCCUGCCGUAGAUCCAGAGUCCACUUGGCGACGUUGGUCCAAGGCUGGCGACACCGCGGCCGUCGGAAGUCGGUCGACUUCUGCCCCUGGUCAAGAUCUCGCGAUCUAUCAGCUAUCCUCUUUCAUCCCUGCUUUACUCGCCUCUAUUCUUGAGAAGGUCGAGAUUACUGGAAUAUCGCAAUUGCCAAUCAUCCAUCGGUUCCACCGUCUGCUCGGCAGGAUGCUCGAAGCCAAACCAGACGUCUACCUGGAUGUUCUGUCAGUCGUCGCUUACCACACACCCCGGGCGAGAUACUCUGCACUGUCGGUUCUAUCCUCAUAUUGGCCAAGGUCAUUCGGUCACUUGGCGAUCGCUAAAGCGUUUCCUAUGAUCUCCUACUCCGCGUCCCUGAACCGUGCUACGCAAGGCACGGUGUAUGGCCGUAGAGCGCAAGAAAAUUCGCAUGCGCACCAAUUCGUCCCGUGGCGUUUUAAUGCACGGAGGAUGCCUACAUUGUUUGAAGGCAUAUCGCGGGGUGACUGCCAUGCAUGUAGCAGGACAAUCACUGGAUUUGGGCUCCUUUGCCCGUUCUGCAUGACUGCAGUACACUUCGACUGCUAUGACUAUCCGGAUGGAAGCCAAUUCUCGCAAUACUCAGUGGCUAACGAGGGCGACCGACAGAGGAUUGCCGUCUACCGUUUCUGUCACGUCGCGCCUCACAGACGCGAAAAUUACACUGCUGCCGUGACCAAAGGCCAGCAUACCUUCCGGCUCGUAAAUAUGUUCAGCCUCACCCUGUGCUUAUUGUGCCGUCGACCGCUCUGGGGCUGCAGUAUGCAGGGGCUAAGGUGCACGUCCUGCAAACAAUACGUCCAUUCGUCCUGCUUGGAACGGACAACAAGUACCCUCCCCCGCUGCCGGUCGAUAGCCAUCGACGACGCGUCCGUGACAAUCGAAUGGUCUUUGUUGCGUAGAUCGUUCAGAGAUCAUUAUCGCGACUUGACUCUGGACGAAGACGAGCUUGCGCGGAAGACCUACGAAGAAGUUUCCGUGUACCACGCCAUUCUUUGGCUCCAACUCAAUAUUCUUCAGCAUGGGAUUGCCCUCGGCUCUGUCGUCGUAGCGAAGGAUGGCGAACCCACUUCGCCAACUUCGGAAUCCCCGCUCCACGAAUUUGAGCUACACCAUACGGUGUCUCUGUACGAGGAUUACUUGGAAUCGAACCAACUGCCAGUCUCCACGGUACUUGCAGACCAUCUGCUGGAGAACGGACUUCAGACCUCGGAGGUAUCGCUACUCUUCGAUUGGCGCAUUCUCACGUUCAUGGCGAGUAUAAUCAAAGCUCCCGCUGUCGAGCUGGGCUCGACAGCACCGAACGCGUCCAACUUCCUUGCCGUCGACCGACCAGACAUGUUGGCAGGCGAUACGACGGAACCCUCGUCUUUCUCAUACGAGAUUUUCUCGCUGGCACACAUCCGAGACCAACUCGGUAGCCAGCUGCAUUUGCACGCUGAAGCGGCAGCCAAACAUGCCCUGGUCCACUUGGCGCAUUUGGGUUUCUUUCAGAGACUCGACAACCAGCCUCUGGUCUUUGACGACACAUUCAACCGUCGAGAUACGCGCUGUUUCUCACCGCUCCCUAUUGGUCUUGAGGCCUCUCCCGACGUCGAAACCCUUGUCUCUGCUGUCGAGGCCUGUCUGUCUGAUCUAGACUUGUCCGUGAACGAGGGUGGCUUACUACUGCUUGUGCGGAGGUUCUGGCCAGAUGGCUUCAUGACUGAUUAUGCAUUGCGGAGACUUUGCGCAGCCGUCAUCUCGUGGGUUGUGUCCGAAGAACACAAUCUCGCCAUCAUGCUUCGUGAUUAUGUCGCAAAGGGGCGUAGUCUGCCGGGUGUGCGUGCAGGGUCCGAGAUGCCAACAUGGCCUUCACAAACACAAGCACGACCCGCAAUGACGAGCUCUACCAAUGGCGGAGAUUAUGUUGCAGCGCGUCGAACCUUGCUCGAGAAACAUGCAUCGACAUGGCUAUUAGCACUCCACGACUUGAAUAUAGACGAUUAUACGACGAUGCUGUACGACGUACUCGUGGAUAUCGCUGAAGACGGCGAGUUGGCGGACGAAUAUUUCUUGAAGCGACAACAUGCUUCCGUAGAUAAAUUACUUGGCAUGAUUGUCAAACUCAAUCACGUCUCUGUUGUUUUCACUGCGUUCGACGACCUAUUCAAAUUGUGGCUAAGGAGAGCCCUUUCUCUGAGUCUAGACCUGGAGCCUCUACCGUCUCUUGUGCGACUCUUUAACAGGGAGGUAGAGGCGACCCAACGCUUCAGCACUGUCGCAGAAUCAAGGAGGUCGGUGGCAGACACAUCCGACCUCGCCGCCAGCAGCGCAUUGCGAGUGCUAGUGGAGACGGCGAUGGGAAGUCAAGAAGGUUUUCAAGAAACCAUUCACUGGUUGUGUCUUUGCGUCCGCUCCGGCGUGGAUAUCUCCGUUCAGACCUUUAUGCAGCUAGCGUCACUUGCGCUGCGAUUCGAUACUGGCCUGGCAGACUGUUCUCUGUUGAUCAAAGCUGUCAUGUGGUCUACAUGGCUGAGAUCUGUGGGACGCCAGGAACUUCAGUCGUUGGUGACGGAAAUCCAUGGACACCUCGCGCAGCAAGUCAUCAGUGCUCUCCACGCAAGGGACAACGUCAGCAAUAUUAUCACGCUUCUUAGGCACUCGCUGGCUAUCUGUCUUCUCUUGUAUGGUUCUGAAGCAGAGAUUGCGGGAUUACCGUCCAGACGGAAACUACAUGCAAGGAACCUGACAAUGUCAGAUACGGUAGUCAUCAGUACAUCUUUCAUGAGUCUCUUGCACAAAUACGUGGAGACAGGCAUCGACGAGAUAGCUUGUCUGAUUGCCAAGUUCCUUGACGCCUUCAUGAACGAAGCACCCUUCAUCGAGUCUUACGAGGUUGACAACUUUGUCUUGCAGAAUGGCAAUCUACUGUCUGACUGCGCCUGGCGAUUCUAUGGCGUCCAGCAACCCGGUAUCUCAUUAGUCAGGCCUGCCCUCCUCCUACGCAUCCUUGUGGUGGAUCCCAACCCUCUACAUGCGCUACUCGGCAGUGCCUUCGCCCGCGACAGUCCAUGGGAAACAAGAUUGCAGGCCGCCCUCCAUUGUUUUCGCGUUAUUUUAGACGUCACCAAUCCGGCCUUCAAUGUCGAAGGACGUCAGUGGCGCACAAGCAUCGUGACGAUCAUCUAUCGCUUUUUCAGUUGCUUAUGGGCCGAUGACAGAGAAGAGGUCAGAUCAGUUGUGGAUACAUGGUGCCAUACGCUGUUGCAGGCCCACUUCGAUGCCAUAGCAGUAUGCUGGCAGGACGUUCUGGCUACGUCGCCAAUCUCUGACCGUGCGCAGCUAGUCUCGUUUCUGAAUCAGCUGCAACCACAUUUUCCUACGUGGCACUGUGAGCGCUCAAUUCGUUACCUUCAAAUUAUCUCGCUGCUUUCCCUGGCCUUACGAAUGAUCACCAGCGGAAUAGCGAUAGACCGCACGUCGCUCUUGAAGGUCAAGGACCAGCUCGUCCGGGUCAUCGGCUUCCAAACGGUCUCGAUGGUGCCAGCGCCCAACGGGCGUAGCUUUCACGUUCGCUUCCAAGAUCUUGGUCGAGUCCCUGACUUGGCGUUAAUAUGCCUGAACGAUCUCAUGCUGGUACUUGACUCCGCACAAUCAUACGAUGUGGCACCUUCGAUGAUAGGCGGACAUUACUUCGAAGACGAAACGACCUCGUCUCUGCUUGUCGGGUCGGUUUUUGUUGACGUGCUCAUCGAGCUGUUGGUGUCAACUGAAGACAUGAUGGCACUCCCGUUCAUCACCUCCAAGAACAUUCUCAAGUCGUUCAUCAUCAUCCUCUACAAGCAUGACUUUGACAGUCGACCACUCCGACAUCUGCAAGCCGGUCUUCGCAAAGCUGUCCGUCGGACCUUGGAUCUUGUCCUGGAGGAUAUCAACUACGAGCUGCGACAACUGGCCUUGUCAAUCUGUCAAAUAUUCAUCAAGCGAUGGUCAACGAUGGCAGGGAACUUCCCAAUCGAGGCUAUCGAAUCGGUGUUCAAACUCAUGGCACGCCUCGAUCACGAGCACAAUGGGGACGACGUACUGGUCGAGCAGAGCAAGGCGUUUUUAGUUGCGGUGUUAUCAUAUGCUUACUAUCGUUUUCCGUAUUUCGCCCGCGCUAAUACGUUCGUGAAGAGAUCGUUGUCAGCGGAUGCGUUCAUCUGCCUGCGACAUGCCCUUAUGCCCAGUGGGAAGGCAUCUCGUGGAGUCGCGAUGCAAGGCGGACUCAAGGAUAUCCUUUUGCGCGACACGAUGACCAAAUCACUCGAUAACGACCCAGACUCUUUCCAGACAGUCGUGGAUAAUGUGUGCACGUACGUGGAGGUGGUGCAUCAUACAGGGCUCAGCAUGGACAUGCUACAAGCUGUUGGUAUCUGGCUCACCGGCGUUGCGCGCCGAGCCGCAGAAUGGCCCCAAGGUACAAUUAACCCAGAUCUACUAGGAUACCUAGAAACUUUUCUGAGAGCAACACUGACUCGCUGUGCCAUCUCGGCGGCGAGCCUCACGCGCGUUGUUGAGGUUACCUCCCAAUUGUACCGAAGAGCGGCUGCCUCUGCACAGGGCACUGAUGUACCGCUUGUCAACCCUAUCCUGCUCGUCUUACUCGAGACAACUGCAGAUGGCGUGUACAUAAGGGCCCGUGUAUCCGGAACUACUCUCGCAUCGUUAUUCGAGACGAUGUCCGUCACGAUCGCGGCGGGUCCAAACAAUCCGAAAGCUGCUGUCCUUACUAAUGAACAAGUCAACAAGCUUAGCGCGGAUGCACUCUCAUUCUUGUGCCACGACAGCCAGCUGGGGCGUGACAACGUUACAUUAUUCACCUUUGAUGCAUUACUCGGUGCAGCCAAUUUGCUGUGCGAUAUUGCCCAAUAUCAGACUGGUGCAUUAAGGCUCUGGCAACGCACCGCAACGCUUCGCGCGUGGAACAUCCUGAUUUUGGCUGCGCUGCAGAGUCGGCACAACAGGUCGGCGUCUCUAGUACUCGAUCACUUCGCUUCUUUCGUACCCGCCUAUUGCAACUCGUUGGCCGGCUUCCAGCGCCUCGCACCAUCGUAUCAAACACUGCAGCACAGUCCCAACCACACUGACAUCAGCGGCGCAUAUGCCUCAAUCAAACUCUGGCUCUUGCUUGUGCAACACGUCGACGCUCAGAAGCAACGGUCCGCUGACGUUUUCGGUGAUGUUCAGGAAGGGAAUUUUCGAGGAAUUGAGCCUAUGCUCACGUCGAAGAUGAUCUGGAACGAGCUAUGGCCUCCAUUCGAGAGAGUCAUGAGCGUAUUGGAAGCUGAAGUCUACGCGGGCAGCGUCACGCCGAUGGCCUCAACGGUGUGGACCUCUGUCGCCGAUCUGUUGUUGUUCUUGCGCCAGUCGCGCUCGGUCGUUCUUGAUGCAUCAUCAGAGCUCAUUAUACUAGAGCGACUCCGAGGCGUCAUGCGAGGCGAAUCUAAGGUUGGUUUACAGCUUAUGCGUGUGACGCGCAGUAUGAGUGGACCGCCUCCAGAUCUCCCGUUCGAUUACUUCGUCAAUCAGGUUGUGACUGAGCUGCGCGCGGAAGACAAGCUGUUUGCUGCUCACCGACAGGAUACGGCUCCAGAGAGAGGGCGACGAAUAGUGAGCUAA